UAGAUCAUUCCACUGUGAACCAGACCUCCUUCACGGAGUAACAAUUGUAGUGAUCACAUGUCCUGAUCAGUAUUUAACCACCAGUUUUAUUUUUACAAAUCAAUCAAUAAGCAUGUUUGACAAGGAUCAAGGUACAAAGCCUGUUGUGGCGCAGCUGUAAAUUAGAGGAGGGACUUUUCAGAGUAGACAUUCUUCAACUUCACCAGGUCCUUAAAGUCAGGAGAGAAGACACCGUCCCCACUCGCCUUCCUGUGCCUCAAGUUCUGACUGUCUUCAAAGGAAACUUUGGACAAACCUGGAAGGGUUGACUGCACAAGUUUGGAGUUCUGCUGCUGACCAGUUUUGUACCUGACAGCUGUCAAUCUUCACUGUCAAGGGUUGACUGCACAAGUUUGGAGUUCUGCUGCUGACCAGUUUUGUACCUGACAGCUGUCAAUCUUCACUGUCAAGACCACGAUGUCCCUUCCUGUGUGGAUACUGAAGCCGCUGGUCACCCGUUUCGUCAUUCAAAGCUGGAGAAUCGUUUUCGUGGUUUACGGAGUUCAUGCCAUCAGGCGUGCUGUUUCAGCAGACGAAAAAUACAAAAACAAUUCGUGGGUCCUUCCUUUUACCUUCAUAGUGACGUUGAUCCUUGAGUUUUUGCUAUACAUCAGUGGAGUUUACAUCGGAACGGACAUGUGGUUUUUCAAAGCCACCGUUUCAAAAGUUCUUGAACUCUUGCUGUCGUUGGUCGGUCUGGCGACCUUUCACGUGAUGAUUGGUCAGGUUCGCGCCAUGAUAUCUGUUGGCGAGAGGUUGUUUGUACACAUUGUGGUGCACAACUGUUUGUUGUUUACUGUUGGUUGGGUUUCCAUGGAGAUGGUGGUACAGCUCGCUGUGGCGCUGGAGAAACUUCAGGAUGUACCGUCUGAUGGACUUUGGACCAUGAUGCUGUUCGGCACCGCCACUCACACAGUGAUAUGGACUUAUAUCGAAAUCGUGAGAUUUCGCGAGGUAUUUCGAGUCGCCGUCACAACACACGUGUCUGUUAUAAUGUUCAUCGCCUGGACAUUACCAACUAUUCCUGAGGGUGUUUUUCUGCACACGGCACAUGUUAUACUCUUGGUAACAGCUGUCAUCUUGGUCGCUCGACUCGUCAAAGCUAUCACACAAAUCAAAGACUUCACAACAGUGGCCCUCGGCUCGCACCCGAAAGGAAUGGUCAAGUCUCAGAGAGAGAUAUCACACCUAGCGAUGUAUACCAAAACUACAUGACUUCAUUUUAGGUUUAAGUG
Messenger RNA from Branchiostoma belcheri (Belcher's lancelet), 1274 nucleotides. RefSeq lists its product as uncharacterized. The record is from RefSeq and is a predicted model, not a curated record. The coding region runs from base 457 to 1254 and encodes 265 amino acids. The transcript is spliced from 5 exons. Lineage: Eukaryota; Metazoa; Chordata; Leptocardii; Amphioxiformes; Branchiostomatidae.